Coregonus clupeaformis (lake whitefish) is the source of this 2290-nucleotide messenger RNA. Its product is annotated as dnaJ homolog subfamily B member 5-like. The transcript is spliced from 4 exons. Gene Ontology annotation, biological process: negative regulation of transcription by RNA polymerase II. Gene Ontology annotation, molecular function: protein-folding chaperone binding. The record is from RefSeq and is a predicted model, not a curated record. The coding region runs from base 341 to 1495 and encodes 384 amino acids. NCBI's taxonomy places the organism in Eukaryota, Metazoa, Chordata, Actinopteri, Salmoniformes, Salmonidae. Gene Ontology annotation, cellular component: cytosol.
ACAGGUCGUGACUGCUCGUGAGCUUUCUGCUAAGAAUUCCGGAAACGAGUCUCAACAAGGAGAAGGAGGCUGUUACAUCCGCAUGAUCAUGCUGCGAACGCCAAUGGUCUCGCGGAGGAAUCGGUAGGCACGGUAUUCCCUCUUGUGCGUAGGAAAAUGGGCGAGUUUGGGGAAAGCUCGGUCACGCUGCGUGGGUGGUGAGUGUAUAGUAAAGGGCUGCCGCGGCAGUAUUUAGCACAGUCUGCAGUCAGCCUCUCAGUCAACCAACAGCCCAACCACAGCUAAAAUAGAGCUUUUCAGCACCACAGAACAGCGGACAGCUCCUCAAUAAGCGAACACUAUGGUUCUGAUCUGGACACAGUUUGGAGUGAAAACCAAAAAUGUAAAGUGCAAGGUCCGCGUUAUGAACAGGAAUGACAGCUCGGGCUCUUCAUCAGGGGAGAACCAAAAGGACCAAGAGGUUCCCGUUCUGUCCAAGCCUAUGGGGAAGGAUUUCUACAAGGUCCUGGGCGUCGAGUCUGACUCCAACGAAGAUGACAUCAAGAAGGCGUACAGGAAGAUGGCCCUGAAGUUUCACCCCGACAAGAACAGCGCUGCGGACGCCGCGGACAAGUUCAAGGAGAUUGCAGAAGCUUACGAGAUUCUGACCGACUCCAAGAAAAGGGUCAUCUACGAUCAGUUCGGAGAAGAAGGUCUUAAGAAUGGAGGCGGUGUGUCCAUGGCAGGCAAAGAGAACAACCCCCAUCACUAUAGUUACCACGGCGACGCCCACGCCACCUUCUCAACAUUCUUCCAGGGCUCCGACCACUUCGACAUCUUCUUCGGGCCCGACGGCGAGGAGGAGCUCUUCAACCCCUUUAACCGCUUCACCUUCAGCAAGGUUGAUGGUCACCAUGGUAACUACGGCCCCAACGGUGAGAAGCUUCGGCGCGGGCGUCGGCGUCUGCAGGGCGUGGCGGUGGUGCAUGACCUCCUGCUGACCCUGGAAGAGGUGUUCCAUGGCUGCACCAAGCACAUGAAGAUCACGCGGCGCCGCCUCAACCCGGACGGCCACAGUCUUCGCACUGAGGACAAGGUCCUGAACGUGGUGGUGAAGAAGGGAUGGAAGGAGGGCACCAAGAUCACCUUUCCCAGAGAGGGUGACGAGACGGCCAAUAACAUACCCGCCGACGUGGCCUUCGUCCUCAAGGACAAGAAACACCCCCACUACAAGAGGGACGGGUCCAACAUAGUCUAUACGGCAAAGAUCACCCUCAAAGAAGCUCUAUGUGGAUGCACAGUCAACGUGCCCACCCUCGACAACAGGACGAUGCCGCUACCGUGCAGUGACGUCAUCAAGCCCGGCGCCAUCCGGCGGCUGAGGGGCGAGGGGCUGCCCCACGCCAAGACCCCCUCCACACGUGGCGACCUGGUAGUGGAGUUCCAGGUGGCCUUCCCUGACAGGAUCCCUCCCCAGUCCAAAGAGAUCAUCAAACACAGCCUCACUGGGUGCUAACAUGCUAUGGUGCUAACGACCACCACAGCUAGCCAAUACAAUCACAGCCUUGCCAGGUGCUAUGACAAUCCAGCACAGCUUCUCCCUGUGCUUGGUUUAAAGACAAUGGCAGGAAUGGAAUCUUUAAACAAUAUAUAUACUUUUUUGAUUAUAGGCACUAUUUACAGGCAUAUGUAACAUCUACAAUGCCACAAGGGGAAAGGUUUACAGUUAAACUGGCAAAUUGACUCCUGAGUGUCUGGGCACGUUUCUGACUGACUGACUAGCCUUUCUCUUGAAUGAAAAAGGGUAGAGGUACUCUUACUAUGUUGCCUAUAUCAGGAACUUGGUAUGCCAAUAGAGUCAUUCGACUCAUUAGAGAAACCUGAGGUAGUUGAUUGUCACGUGGCAAAAUGAUUCUACCAGUUGUAUGGUGUUCAUAUGACUGCACUUUUACAUUGAUUUAUUACAAUAACAAAUAUGUACUUGUGUACAAGAGUGUACUUAUGUACAAACAUAGUAAUAACUGUCUCUAAAAGAGAUUCCUUUGUCAAAUGUUCAACUGAAUCAUUUGAAAUGUUUGUAUAUAUUUGUGCUUUAACUUAUACCAGAUGUUAAUGUAUUAUUCUAAAUUGACAAAUGGACAAAGAAAAGCAUGUUAAAUAAAUGAAAAUACCUGAAUUUUAACUAACGUUUUUGUGUUUCAUUAUCUUAACAUGUGCAGCAGUGGUCAUGAACUAUUAUUCUGUCUUAGAAUAAGCAUGUCCAUAUCACAAAAGUCAAUAUGAGAAAAAUGUGAAAUACAAUGAACCAAAA